AUGAAGAAUAGCUAACUGAAAAUUUCUGCGAACAAACCACAGCCUGUUAAGUAAAAUACAGCUAGUACAUACUAAAAGGUGAAGCCCGUUGUUGUUAAGCAUGUUUUGAAAAAUUAGAUAGCGCCUUUAGCUGAUCCUAAAAUGCAAUCUUAGAGUUUAUAGGGAAAGGAAAGUGUAAGAUUUUCUGAGGCUUCAAUGAGUCCAAGAUUCUAUGGCCAAGGACAGCCCCCAUAUUUCGGGAAGCCAGAAGAUGUAAGCAGAGAUUUAAUAUAAAACUUAGAGAAGGGAAUGACUCAACUAAAAAUCUCAACUUUGAAAAAAGAAAAUCAAGACCCCUAAUUAUCAAUGCUGUUACACUAAUAAAGAUCAAAUAAUAUGGGCUUCAGCAGCUAAAAUUAAAUGAUCAAUAAUUACAUGCCAAGUUACCAUAAUGAAUUUCAAACAUCAAACAUUCAAUAUGGUUCAAGUCAACUUGACCACAUAAUAAGUUUGGAAGAACUAGACAACCUAAGAAAAUAAAACGAAGACAGAAUAAGAAGCAUCGAAGAAAAGUAUUUUAAGAGAAAAGAGGAAACAAGGCAGGUAAGAGACAUUAUCUAGGAAAGAGCUGAUGUGAGAGAAACUAAGGAAAAACAUGUAGAUUCUAGUCUGAGCUAUCCAACAUAUGGGCGUGGAGUUGACCCAGACCCAAAUAUCAACACUUACAUGAUUAACAAGAAUUUGUGUCACGACGGUCAGUCUCCAAAGAAAAGAUUCAAACUUGAGACUGACGAAGACGAUGGAUUCUCUCCGAGUCGUGAUGACAGGCAAAAAAGACCCAAGAUCAUUACUCCUAGAAGGCAGAAGUACGAGACUCAGUUUGAGAAGUUUAUGGUGUACAAGUACGUCGAGGAGCAGCUAAAGGAAAAGCCCCCUAAGCCAAAGGAAACAGACAAGUUUGAUACAGUGACUAAAGUUGAAGGCUCUCUUAAUGCUAAAAUGCACCAAAAACUAUAUGAGGAGGAGAGAAAGAGAAGAUAAGACUUUGAAUUGAAAAAACUAUAGAAUAAAUCAUUAUACCAGAUUGAAAAUAGCAUUGAAAAGCUGCUGCAUGAAGAGGCACUUGUUAUUCUAGGUUAAGAGGUACUUGACAGACUUAGAGCAAUCUUUAAUAGUAUAAUUGAGGAGUCAGAUCCAGCAGGGCAGGGUGAAAUAGACAGAGUAGAUUUCAACACUCUUGUUGCUACUUUAGCUGAAGAUGAAUUUUUCCAAGAUUUCAUGCAAGCUGUUGCUAGAAAGAAUAUAGAUGGUGAAUCUGAGACAUUCGAGGAUCUUUUGAAUAGAGUUUUAAAUGAACACAGAGAAGACACAAUAUCAUGGUUGCAAUUCCUAGGUUUUUUCAGUAAAAGAGGCAAGCUUCAAGGUUACAAUCAAUUACAAAUCAGUCCAACUAAGGGAAAAACUCUUACUACUGCCGAUGAUGAGCAAGGAGGGGAUAAUCUAGGAGAGAACAAACAAGUUAAAUACUAAAAGCAAGUCAAGGAAAGAUUAAACUACAAAUAGACAAUGGUACCUAAAGAAGGCAAGGGUAAAUAUAAUGUGACAGUGCCAACUCCCUAUGAUUUCCAAAAUAGAGAGAAGACCGAAAAGACUAUCAGAGAGCAAAAGUUAGAGCAGAUGCUAAAAGAAAAAGAUGAUAAAGUAGUUGAAGCUAUAUCCUAUAAAUUCAGAGCAAACGACAUUCCAAAGUCUACUACAAAACCUCUAUACUAAAAGCUAAUUAAGUAAAAGGAAGAGAGAAGAUAAGAAGUAAGAAGACUAUCAAUGGCAAUAACUAAGUAAACUGAAAAACCCUUUAGCUUUUAUACAAGAGAAAAGAGUAGAGAAAGAAGACUAGACACAGAGAUACCAGAAACAAUGAGGCAUGCACCCUUUAGAGCAAAUAAGAUACCUUGGAAAGUGCUUGUUCCUUUAUAUAAGAGAAUGAAUGAUAAGAUUGAGUAUGAGAGAGAACAACGCAUCAAGAAGAAUGCUGAGCUUAGUCUAUCAUUAGCAAAACUUCCACCUAGAAUGGAAGAAUAUGAAUAAAAGAAAAAACUAUAAUCAUAAUAGGAGGGUUAUAAAACUGGUAGAUCUAAUUCUCUUGAUAUGAUUUGCACAUUUUAGCCACCUAGAGCCAAGCCUGUUCCAGAUUUCAAAAGACUUUAGAAGUAAUUCCAAUAAUCACUUGAGAAUUAAAGAAAGUCCCACUCAAUAACUGAGCCUACUCCAUUUACUUUCCACCAACCUAAAUCCACAGCAAAUAUGAGAUAGUAUCUUGAUUUGGAAAACUAAAAAAUCAAUCCAACAUUGAGAGAAUUCAAAAAAGGAAAAGGUAAAUCUACAAUUGGAAGAUCAUAAUCACUAGGAGAAUCUGUUCUAAAUAGAGAUAAUGUAAAAGAAAACCCUGCAACUACUAAAAAAUUUGAAGCUUAUGUUGAGUCUAGAAGAAAGGAUAUGGAAGAUAAGAAGGUCAAUGAAGAAAGUAAAUUCCAAGAAGAAAUUCAAAGAUUUUUCAAGUAAAAUAGGCUAUCUCAAAGAGUAUAGUGCUCUCCUGCUUUAGUAAAUACUGGAGCAGAACUAAAAAAAAGAAAGAUUGAGUCCAUCAGAAGAGCUAAGACUAAUAUGAAGAAGCUAGAAAAGGCUUGGGAUGAUAAGAAGUAAGAGAUUGAGUUCAAUGUGGCUAACAAACCUUUGUUGGUUGAAUAAGUCUCUAAAGCAUUCAUAAGAAAUCUAAAUUAAAUUAGAGAACUACAAAGGUAUGUAAACAUCUUGAGAGAAGCUAAUUUAAAUCCCGAUGAGCACUUGACAGAGGAACAAAAAGAACUAUUAUUAAGUGCUGAAUACUAUGAUAGAUUAAAUGCAGCUACUGCUUAUUUCCCCUCUUAAAUGCAAGGGUAAUAGUAAUAUAAUCAGCAAGAGGAUAUGGAUGGUGAAGAAAUGGAAGGCGAAGGAGAAGGUGAAGAAGAAGGAGAGGGUGAAGAUGACGGAGAAGAAGAAGAGGAAGAAGGACAAAGAAUGAUCGGACAAGAACCCAUUGAAGAAAAUUAAAUAGAAGAAGAUGAAGAGGAUGAUGAUAACUAAAAUUAAGAUGGCAAUGAAAUGAAUGAUAACGAUGAGGAGGAUGAUGUGCAAGAAGAUUAAACUCAUAGUCAAUAAUAAGAAAAUGUAAACCAAGAAAACUAGGAAAGCCAAUAGCAAAAUGAAGAAGAUGAAGAAGAAAUGGAUGGUGAAGAUGAUGAGGGAGAAGAAAUGGUCGAGUUGGAUGAUGAGCAAAUGAGAUAAUUCAUUCUGUACUAAUAGCAUCAAUAAAUGUUGAGAGCUUAACACCUGGGAGGUGGUGAUAUGGAUGAAGAUGAUGAAGACAUGUAGUAUGGAGAAGAGGAUGAUGAAGAAUAUGAAGAGGAUCAACAACAAUGA
Messenger RNA from Stylonychia lemnae, 3438 nucleotides. The record is from the annotation of a GenBank genome assembly. NCBI's taxonomy places the organism in Eukaryota, Ciliophora, Spirotrichea, Sporadotrichida, Oxytrichidae.